Molecule: messenger RNA, 1593 nt
Organism: Beta vulgaris subsp. vulgaris (sugar beet)
Lineage: Eukaryota; Viridiplantae; Streptophyta; Magnoliopsida; Caryophyllales; Amaranthaceae
Product: putative B3 domain-containing protein Os03g0621600
Exons: 7
Coding region: 204-1517 (437 amino acids)
Molecular function (GO): DNA binding
Source: RefSeq, a predicted model, not a curated record
UAAUUGCUCUGACAAAAGGUUGACAGGUCUCAACUUCCAUAGCUAAGACAUGACUUUAAGUUACAGUGAGUGAAAGUGAGGCCUGAGGGUCAGACAGAGAAAGAGAAAGAGAAAGAGAAAGAGAAAGAGAGAGAGACCUAUAACAAUCCACUGUAAGGUCUGUAACUGCACACUAGCUGCUUCAGCCUGUCACACUGGCUUCGAUGGAUAACAAGCGUAAGCUUUCAUUUAAGCGAGCAUCCUUUAUGAAGAUUCUCGAGGACAGCUUCAUCAAUAAGCUGCCAAUACCCCCUGCUUUCGCUAAGAUCUUUGAAGAAUGCAUACCACCAUGGCUCAUCUUAGAGAUUGCUGGAACCAGAAAAUGUUGGAGGGUAGACAUAGAAGAGGACGGAAAUGGCAGGAUGUAUCUGAGUUGUGGCUUUGAUUGCUUUGUGAAAGCACACUCUUUGGAAGCUGGAAACUUCUUGCUCUUUGAGCUUGAAGAACCAUCAAUUCUCCAAGUGAAAAUUUAUGAGAAAGAUGGAUCUGAAAAGGCAGUAGGAACAACUUUUGAGACAGAUUAUGAAGGUAGUGCCUUUGAAUCUCCAAGAAGAACUCCAAUAAUCCAUCAAGAAGGAGAAUCAAGUCCAUGGUAUACUAUGCCUUCUGUUCAAUACGAAGCAUAUGAGAAGCAGCAGAACGCUAUAGGGGGAAACAAAAGGAAGAAAGGUAUAGUGUCAGCUACUGAACACGGUCUGUGUUUCUCUGUGACUUGGAGAAAUGCCAACCACUUCAUUUAUUAUCUGACAAUUCCAAAGGCAAUGCUGAGUGGGAAGAUACUCUCCAAUAAAGAUAGAGUAAUACUCCAGAACCGAGACGGAAAUAGCUGGCCAGUGGAGCUGAAAAUGAGGCCAGAUGGUCGCAUGGAUUUACAUAAAGGGUGGAGGCAGUUUGUCGAAGACAACAAUUUAACUACGGGUGACACAUUGAUUCUUGAGUUUGUGUCGAACAAUGUGAUUCAAGUUCAUGUGAAACGGGCUUUUCAAGUUGGUAAUCCUCCACAAAGUGGACAAGAUUGCCAAAUUGAAGACACUCAGUUUUUCAAUAUGGCAUGUGAAAAUGAGGAGCUUGCUGCUAACUAUACGACCGAAAAUAAUACACCAGUAACAGUGGCCAAAACUGAGAGAUUUUCAUCUGAAUUGAUAAGGUCUUCAUUCGCUAUAACCUGGACUCAGAAAACAAGAAAUUCAUAUUUGCACAUCCCGAAGGCAAUUGCCAAUAAGCAGAAGCUGGAGCACAAAGACACAGUGGUGCUUUGUGAUCCGGAAGGAAAACAAUGGUUAAUGGAAGUCAGAACUAGACAAUCAGACGGUCGUGUAGGAGUAGGCCGUGGAUGGGCUGAUUUUGCAAAAGCAUAUGGAAUUGGAGUUGGUGACACGUUAAUUUUUGAGUUCGUGACUGAUCAUAUGAUGAAAGUUCACGUGAUCAAAGCUUCUACAGAAGGCACCAUUAAGCAAGAACUGUUGCAGCUAGACUAGAUAGCUCAGAACUUUGUCACAUGGAAUAUGUAAAACCGACGUAUUGUGAUGCAGCUAAACCAUGUUUCUGGCUUUU